Molecule: messenger RNA, 750 nt
Organism: Aspergillus brunneoviolaceus CBS 621.78
Lineage: Eukaryota; Fungi; Ascomycota; Eurotiomycetes; Eurotiales; Aspergillaceae
Exons: 2
Coding region: 1-750 (249 amino acids)
Source: RefSeq, a predicted model, not a curated record
AUGCUAUCAGAAAUGUCUGCUCGAUUGAUCCCUCGCUCGCCCUUUUUCCACUCCGUCCUUCACUCCUCCUCGACGGCUGCGGUGCGCCCAGAGUUUCUCACUUCACUCAGUUCGUCCUAUGCCAACCCACGCCAGCACGUCAUAGGCACCGACUGCAUCACCCAGACGAUUCCUGCCUCCGCUGUAGCUGGCACUAGUGACGAGCGAGUCCUCGCACUGUUUACGAGCGGCUUUUUUGGUGGCUUCGUUUUUGCCCCGGAGUGGCUGCUGCUGACAGCUGCUGGGGGAAGAAUUCUACCCGUGGGGUACACCGGCUUUAUGAGAGAGGGCCACACAGCCCAAACCCUCUGGCGGCGGGCGCAUGUCUCCGACUCCCGCCUUCAUCCCGUGGGCACCUGCUUUUUCGGCACAUUUAUGAUUCUAGACAAGCACAUUGCAGUUGAGUCAGAAGUGGCUGAGCCCGGUCGGCGAGCUACUAGUUGGAUUGACUACGGCUUUGGGUCGGAUGAGUCCUCAUUCGCGGGCUGCCACCGAUUCCAAAUCACAAGAAUCGAAGGUAGUCGCGGGGAAGGCCCGGGCAAGACAGACCCAAGCGCCGAAAGCCAGGUGCAGAUUGAGCUCCAAUCGUUCCAGUGCAACCCGCAGAGAAACGUUCCUUUCGGCUCUGGAAUUCUGAAACAGUUCCAUUACCAGUAUGCGAGGUUGCUCUUUGCCAAUGGAAUCCAAUCCGUAUUACUACGGGGAACCUGA